Miscanthus lutarioriparius is the source of this 1374-nucleotide messenger RNA. Lineage: Eukaryota; Viridiplantae; Streptophyta; Magnoliopsida; Poales; Poaceae. The record is from the annotation of a GenBank genome assembly.
AUGUCUGUCAAGAAGGACGACGAGGCCGGCACCUCGCCGCCGGCGCCGCCGAGGGUUGCGGUUGCGGCGGCGGCGGCUCCGAAGCCAUCCACCUACGCGCCCAUGGGCGCGCUGCGGGGCGAGGAGUGCGCUGACCUCCUGGCGCUGGUCUCCGCCGUCUCGCGCCCGCUCGAGGACGCCGUCGCGGAUUUCCUCGCACGCGUGCCCCCCGAGCGCCGCCCCCGGUUCGGCAACGCCGUCAGCUUCGUCCUCGAGGACAAGAUGAUGCUUCAACCUGCUGAGCGUUUAGUUGCAUUUGCAAUUCUACAUCAAGGUUAUUCCUCACAGUUGGCAAAUCCAUUUCUUCCUCUUUUAAUAAAUGCUGCAUGUGAUGAAACUUCUGAGAAAGCAGAACAGGCAUUUCUCCAAGUUUUGUUAAGUUCGACUAAUGGGGACAAUAGUGAGGUUCUGAAGCAGUCUGCUGUCGAUUACUUGAAUGGAUCUGAUUAUGCAUCUCAGGUCUUUUUGCCAAGAGAACAGCUCGUGAAACAAUGUUCCUAUGAUGUUGCAAGACCUCUGCCCUUCUCUAGUAAUUUCAGAGAUGCCACUGUCAGAAGUGCUAUUCUUGACCCAGAUGUUUUUCAAAGCGUCGGUAAUUCAUCGGAGGUGUCCUCAAUAAUACCAAAUAGAGAUGACAUGGUUGCUACAUUACUUCAACAAACAUCACUUAAAGGAUUGCCUCCUCAAUGGAUACGACCCUCACCACCAAGACUUGAAAUUCUUGAAGGGGAGUUACAGUGGCUGAACAUAGACAACAACCAUGAGCUACUAUGGGAUGGUACCAUGUGUGCGGACACUAGCCGAGGUGCUGUGAUUCGAGAUCUGGUCGACCAAGCUUGUAAAGGUCCACUUGCAGUGGCCCAGCAAGAGAAAAUUAUUGAAGAUCUGGGGAAGGACUGGAAGCUAGUCUAUCAUUGUGGGAUGACACCACAGAAGCUCCCUGACCUUGUUGAACAUAAUCCACUUAUAGCUGUCGAAGUUCUUUCAAAGCUAAUCAACUCUCCGGACAUGGAUGCAUACUUCGAUGUUAUUGUCCAUAUGGAUAUGAGCUUGCAUUCAAUGGAAGUAGUAAACAGGCUCACUACUGCUGUAGUUUUGCCACCAGGAUUUGUUCACGACUAUAUCUCAAACUGUAUUCGAUCAUGUGAAGACAUUAAGGACAAGUACAUGCAAAAUAGACUAGUGAGACUAGUAUGUGUUUUUCUACAGAGCCUCAUUCGGAACAAGAUAAUAGAUGUGCAAGAUCUCUUCGUUGAGGUGCAAGCAUUUUGCAUCGCCUUCUCGCGAAUAAGGGAGGCGGUGGGGUUGUUCAGGCUCCUCAAAUCUCUAGAAUGA